UUUGGGCUAAUUGCUUGUAGAUGACGACGAAGUCGAGUUUAGAGUUCAUCAAAAGGGGUUUCUACUUUCUUCCACCAUGCGCUGAUGUGCAGGUGAGGCCAGAGAGAGAGAGAGAUGAAUAGUUGUGAUUCAAUACUGCUACUCCUCUUCUAUUUCACCAUUGUAUCAAGUGUUCAGAUCUUCAACUGCGAUCCUGCUGAAACGUGUGAUACUCCGGCCGGCUUCAACUGCAGUUCUAAUUCAACGUGUCAAGCUCUGGUAGGCUACGCUCCUCCGGUAGAAACUACACUCUCCAGCAUCCAAAGCCUCUUUGGAGUAUCUCAGUUUGAGUCGUUAUUGGGAGCAAACUCGCUCCCACUCUCCACCCCUUUUAACCAACGCGUUACUGCAAAGCAGACAAUCAAAAUCCCCUUUCCCUGUGCUUGCAUCAACGGCUCUGGUAUCUCCAACAGGGUCCCCAUCUAUCCCAUAAAAAUUGCGGAUACCUUCUUUCUCCUCGGCACGAAAAUCUAUGGUGGGUUAGUGACGUACCAGCAGAUCAUGGCCUUCAACAGAGGUAUCAUACCGACCAAUAUCUCAUUAGGGACCACUGUGUGGAUUCCACUUCCCUGCAGCUGCGAUGACGUGGAUGGGAUGCAAGUCGUUCAUUAUGGAAACGUGGUAACUUCGAAUAGUUCGAUAUGGCAGAUAGCCCAGGAGUUUGGAACCACACCAGCUACUUUGACGAGACUCAAUGGGAUCUCCGAUCCCGAUCAUAUUUUGGCGGGCCAAGUUCUUGACGUUCCUCUUAGAGUUUGUAGGAGCAAUGUAAGAAACGAUUCGUCAGACUAUCCUUUAGUCGUUGCAAAUGGCACCUACACCUUCACAGCCAACAAUUGUGUUCGGUGCAGAUGUGAUUCUUCAUACAAUUUUACAUUGCAAUGUGAGCCUUCUGACGUAGUAGUGCAAGGCUCGUAUCGAUGCCCUCCUUUGCAAUGUAAGGAUGCAAAUGCAAGCAACUUGUACCUUGGGAAUUUCACAACUACUUACCACAACAAAGGGAACGUCACUACUCAUACCAAUUCCAUUUGUGAACGCACUCUGUGUGCCUACGCUGGAUACGACAAUAACAGUAACACAAUCUUCACAACUCUCGUUAAGGAUGAUUUCUGUAAUGUAGAGGCACCUGCAUCACGACCUAAUAUGCCAGAUGAGAACCACAGCAAGAAGAAACGAGUUAUUCUCAUAAGCAUUGGUGUGCUGCUGCCUAUACUGAUACUUCUCUCGGGCAUGACAUUUUAUAAACGGAAGACAAAGAAGAAGUCAGGAAAAUAUGGUAAUACUAAAAAUAACGUUGAAAGCUCAAAUGAAGACCUAGAAUUACCCUCGUUUGAUUUGACUAUUAUAGCAGAUGCCACAAAUAACUUCUCUUCUGCCAAUAAGAUUGGAGAGGGUGGCUUUGGUCCUGUUUACAAGGGUGAAUUAGUAGAAGGGCAAGAAAUAGCAGUGAAGAGGCUUUCAAAGAACUCUGGACAAGGACUGAUCGAGUUCAAAAAUGAGGUCAUAUUGAUUGUCAAACUCCAGCAUCGGAAUCUUGUGAGGCUUCUUGGUUGUUGCAUUCAAGGCGAAGAAAAGAUGUUGAUCUAUGAGUUCAUGCCCAAUAAAAGCUUGGACUAUUUUAUUUUUGAUGACAAAAGAAGCAAAUCACUAAAUUGGGAAAUGCGAUUCAAUAUUAUUGGUGGAAUUGCAAGGGGGAUUCUUUAUCUUCAUCAAGAUUCUAGGUUAAGAAUAGUCCACAGAGAUAUCAAAGCCAGCAAUGUUUUGCUAGAUAAUGAGAUGAACCCAAAAAUAUCAGACUUUGGCAUGGCAAGAACAUUCAGAGGAAAUCAGACCCAAGAUAACACAAAUAGAGUGGUUGGGACAUAUGGCUAUAUGCCCCCAGAAUAUGUAAUUGAUGGACUCUUCUCAAUGAAGUCUGAUGUCUUCAGUUAUGGUGUAUUGGUACUGGAGAUAGUGAGUGGCAUGAAAAAUAGAGGGUUUUAUCAUCCAGAGCACCACCUUAAUUUUAUUGGUCAUGCAUGGAGGCUUUGGAACGAAGGGGAUCCCUUAGAAUUGAUCGAUGCAUCACUGAGGGAUUCAUGUACUUUGUCUGAAGUGCUACGGUGCAUCCAUGUGGGUCUCUUGUGUGUGCAACAAAACCCAGAAGAUAGGCCAACCAUGUCUUCUGUGAUAUUGAUGUUGGGCAGCGAAACUGCAAGUUUACCACAACCCAAACAACCAGGUUUCUUUACAGAAAGAAAUCCAGUUAAGGAUGAGUGUUUAUCGAGUAAACAAGAAUGCUCCACAACCAAUGAAAUUACUGUAACGUUGUUGGAUGGUCGAUAGGCCAUGCAAUAUUAACGCUAAAAUGUGUAUAAGAUUCUAUCAUUCUCCUUUUGAUUUGUAUAUUUGAAGUUAACAUUCUCUAAAAGUAAGAAUUAAUGUGUUUUGUUGAGAUCA
This is a messenger RNA of Nelumbo nucifera (sacred lotus), 2478 nucleotides long. RefSeq names its product G-type lectin S-receptor-like serine/threonine-protein kinase SD1-1. Gene Ontology annotation, biological process: protein phosphorylation. Gene Ontology annotation, molecular function: protein serine/threonine kinase activity; ATP binding. The record is from RefSeq and is a predicted model, not a curated record. Gene Ontology annotation, cellular component: plasma membrane. NCBI's taxonomy places the organism in Eukaryota, Viridiplantae, Streptophyta, Magnoliopsida, Proteales, Nelumbonaceae.